Messenger RNA from Leopardus geoffroyi (Geoffroy's cat), 1576 nucleotides. It is a transcript of the gene KCNK17, whose product is annotated as potassium two pore domain channel subfamily K member 17. Gene Ontology annotation, biological process: stabilization of membrane potential; potassium ion transmembrane transport. Gene Ontology annotation, molecular function: potassium ion leak channel activity. The transcript has 5 exons. Gene Ontology annotation, cellular component: membrane. Lineage: Eukaryota; Metazoa; Chordata; Mammalia; Carnivora; Felidae. The record is from RefSeq and is a predicted model, not a curated record. Bases 121 to 1155 code for a protein of 344 amino acids.
AUUCUCCCGCAAGCCUCCUGGGCACAGGAGAAAACUGAGAAAACUGGGCACAGGCAGGCGCUGGCUGGGGAGGGCACCAGCCGAGCUCCUAGCCCCUUCCUUACGCCUCUGCCCUAGGCGAUGGCUCCAGGCCCAGGCCUCCCUGCCUCUCUGGCUCUGUGCAGACCCCGAGCCCCGGCGGCGCCCGACGACAGGGCUCCACACUGCGCCGUGCCGGGCACCGUGCUCCUGCUGCUCGCCUACCUGGCUUACCUGGCGCUGGGCACCGGCGUGUUCUGGGUGCUGGAGAGCCCCGCGGCGCGUGACUCCAGCGCGAGGUUCCAGCGCGAGAAAUGGGCGCUGCUGCAGAACUUCACGUGUCUGGAUGGCCCGGCGCUGGACUCGUUGAUCCGGGGCAUUGUCCAAGCGUACCAAAGUGGGGACAUCGUCCUUGGCAACACCACCAGCAUGGGGCGCUGGGAGCUCGUGGGCUCCUUCUUCUUUUCUGUGUCCACGGUCACCACGAUUGGCUACGGCAACCUGAGCCCCCAUACGAUGGCCGCCCGCCUCUUCUGCAUCUUCUUUGCUCUUGUGGGGAUCCCGCUCAACCUCGUGGUGCUCAACCGACUGGGGCAUCUCAUGCAGCAGGGAGUGCAUCACUGUGCCCGCAGCCUGGGGGGCGCCUGGCAGGACCCGGCCAAGGCUCGGUGGCUGGCAGGCUCCGGUGCCCUCCUCUCGGGCCUCCUGCUCUUCCUGCUGCUGCCCCCACUGCUCUUCUGCCACAUGGAGGGCUGGAGCUAUGUAGAGAGCUUCUACUUCGCCUUCAUCACCCUCAGCACCGUGGGCUUCGGCGACUACGUGAUCGGGAUGGACCCCUCCCGGCGGUACCCGCUGUGGUACAAGAAUACAGUGUCCCUAUGGAUCCUCUUUGGGAUGGCGUGGCUGGCCUUGAUCAUCAAACUCAUCCUCUCCCUGCUGGAGACCCCGGGGAGAUCAUAUUCCUGCUACCACCACAGCUCCAAAGAGAACUUCAAGCCCCAAAGCUGGAGGCAGAGCCCCGAUGGGGAGGCAGAACCCCGUUUGCCACAGUCAGGCUGCUGUCCAGAGGGGCCUGUGAGAAUCAUGCAGCAUCCAGAACCCUCUACUCAGGUCUCAUGUUGUGGAAAGGGCAACUAGUUAUACUCCCGUAUGCGUUCCAUCUUCCUCAGUAACAAGAGCCCUGGCUUUAAGCUUGGCACAUAACCACCCAGACUAAAGACUACUUUUUUUAUCUUCCCUUGAGGCUAUUUGCAGCUAUAUGGUUAAAUUCAGCCCAAUUGAAUACACGGAGAAGAAUCCUGUGGGACUUAUGACUGACUUUUUGUGGCAGGUAGUGUGCUCCUCUUCACUACUUCCUUUUUCUAGCUGGCUGCAAUACUGAUAUAGUGACUGGAGCUCUGGCAACCAUGUUGCACCAUGAGGUAGAAGCCAUGUUUGAGAUCGGUGACACAGUAAGACAGGAAGAGCCUGGGUUCCUGAUGGUUGAAGAGCUUCCAUAACAAUCUGGACCGAAUACCUUCAGACUUCAUUUGUGUGAGUGAAAAAUAAAUGUCGAUCU